UCUAGUAAAAAAUUAAAGAUUAAACUGCAUAUUCUAGUAAUUGUAGAAUGACAUUCUAUCUGGUCUGUGUAAUUUGUUAUCCUCUCACCUUAGUUACCAACGCUCAUGUCAUGUAUCUUCACUGUACCUGCUAGCGCUGUUGCGUUUUAUUACACGGGCUUCUAGAUAUAUUUAUAAAUAUUCAGGUAAAAAAAUUAUACUCCCUCCAAUCCAAAAUAAGUGUCGCAGUUUUGGACUAUGGUUAGUUCAAAACUGCAGCACUUAUUAUGGAUCGGGGGAAUACUAUUUAAUAUUUUUAGCCUAGCUGAAGUUACAUGUUCAGUUCUGCCUUUUGUUGUUGCAAAACUGACUUGUUUAUCACGUGCGAUUGUGCAACAUAUCACAUCCAGUGCAUCUUGUUUGACUAAAAUGCACCUACUAACAUUGUUGAAUGUCAGUUACUCAAUGCACAUUUCGUGGAUGGAUUGCAUAUUACUUAAUCCGUACAAGUCACUAACAGCACUUCUUAGGAAAGCCACUAAUAACAUUGCGGGAAGGAUCUUCUCUGCGCAAUGCUCAAUCUAACUACCGCAAUGCACUUUACUUAGCGGAAGCACGUAGUUCCGAAUGGUAUUCACUACGGCCUUAUUUUUCUUUUCGAAAUUGAAGUAACCGGUCGCCUCUACAAGUCCAAUAUUGAACUUUUCUCUAACACAUGUGCGAGCAGGAAAUCUGGGCUCAUAUACAUUCUCUGCUGUCCCUGCGAGAUGCUGCACGUGCUGCCUGCGUGUCACACUUGUUUCAACGUUCUUGGAAAUGCCAUCCCGAUCUCACCUUUAGUAAGGAAACAAUCUUCGAUGAAAACCUGUACAGAAAGAAUAAAACAUCAGAUAAAACAACGAGUGAUCUUGUCAGGAUAAUUUACCGCAUUCUGAAAAACCACUCAGGCAAUGGUGUGAAGGCACUCAGGCUUGAAAUAGAUGAUGCUGCCAAUAUUAGCGCAUGUUAUCUUAAUGAUUGGCUUCACCUUGCUGUUAAGCCAGGGAUUGAAGAACUUGCCCUUUUGCUGCAUGAUGACUUGGAUUACAACUUUCCAUGCUCAAUUUUACUUAAUGGGAUUGCAAACACAAUUCGGGAUCUUCGUCUCAGCAGUUGUGUCUUCCGUCCCAUGGCUGGAUUUAGUUGCUUAAGAAGCCUGACAAGUCUAGAAUUGUCUGAAGUGUAUAUUACAGGGGACGAGUUAGGGUGCCUUCUUUCAUGUUCUUUAGCUUUGGAGGAAGUGGUACUCACGUAUUGCAAAGAGAUAGCUUGCCUCAAGAUACCUUGCGCGCUCCAGCGGCUCAGCCAGUUGGUGGUCACUAACUGUGAAAAUCUGGAGGUUAUAAAGAGCAAAGCUCCUAAUCUCACCGUUUUUGAAUACACUGGUGGCGUAGUAGAAGUGUCAAUUGGAGAUGCGGUGCUAGACAUUAUGAUUUCAGCUUCUGGUUGGAACGUUGUUCAUUAUGCUCGCGCCAAGCUUCCACAGAUGGUCCCAAAUCUUGAAACUCUUGACAUAACCUCAUCUUUGGCGACAGACAUACCGUUUUUACCUGGCAAAUUCCUUCACCUCAAGCACUUGUGUAUUUUUUUCAUGGUAUCAGCAGGGGCUUUUUGCCCAGACUAUGAUUACUUUUCUCUGGUUUCUUUUCUUGAUGCUUGUCCUUCCUUGGAGACCUUGAUGUUGUCUGUAACACAACAGAGUGUAGAGCAUGAUUCAGUUUUAGGUGAUUCCUCACAUCUAAGGCAGAUGCCAGGACACUGCCAUGGCAGCAUCAAGGAUGUGAAGAUCAUCGGUUUCUGCUCCGCGAAAAGCAUGGUUGAGCUAACAGUCCAUAUUCUUGAGAACGCGGUUUCGCUGGAGCGCCUUACACUGGACACUGUCUGUUAUGAUCUUAGGUGUUCGGAUGGUGCUAGUGGAUGCUCAGUUGGGAAUAUGAAUAUGAUCAUGGAAGCCCGUAAAGCACUCGUGGUUGUGAGAAGUUACAUCUUAGAGAAAGUUCCCUCUACAGUUGAGUUAAACGUUGUGGAGCCUUGCAGCCAGUGCCAUGCUGUUGAAAAUUAAUGUCAAAUUAUCAUGAUUUCUCAAUGUUUAAUCAUGUAUUGUUACAUGCUCGUUUCAUUAAGUUAUCUCACCCGUUGUGCAAGUCUUUUUUCUGUAUAUGUUUUGCGCUUCGUUUCACUACUGUUUUAAAACAAGCGCCGAUCUGCCGAUUAUUUCAUCUAGUGAUAUAGUGUUAUAGAACCGCCUCAUGGGCAUGCUUCCAAUGCUAGUGCCAUGACGCUCGUUCUACCAAGAACUUCUGCAAUGAUCAUCAAAUCAAAUAUAUAAAUGCCUAAACAUAUUUCACCUUGGACUUCAGUUUCAGAUUGCCUCAGCUCAAGGAUUUGAUUCACAAAUUAACAAUACAACUUGAUCCAUGGGGUAACUGCCUGAGGUUGGGAUCUUCAAUUA
Molecule: messenger RNA, 2470 nt
Organism: Triticum urartu
Lineage: Eukaryota; Viridiplantae; Streptophyta; Magnoliopsida; Poales; Poaceae
Molecular function (GO): protein binding
Source: RefSeq, a predicted model, not a curated record